Messenger RNA from Nezara viridula (southern green stink bug), 363 nucleotides. NCBI's taxonomy places the organism in Eukaryota, Metazoa, Arthropoda, Insecta, Hemiptera, Pentatomidae. The record is from the annotation of a GenBank genome assembly.
AUGGGAUUAAGUUUUGAACUCACCUGGUUGGGCAGAAAUGACAGAGUUCCAGGAUGCUGGAGCUGCCCAUUGUCACUAACCGCCAUUGUCUUCAGCAGUGGACAAUGGAACCCGGAGGUUCCUAACUUCGCUCGUAUAUUGGACCUCUUUAUCGACAGAGAAAUACCAUUGAUGCUCUGGAAGAGAAGAUUUGCUGCGGGAACUACUUUGUCCAGACCUGUCAGGGAACAAGAGCUGAGGAAACACGAGAUCCCUGAAGGUAUUGUUACUUCUGAAGAUUGGCUCCUCCCUUGGAAGGCUCCUUUUCCUAAUCAAAUCCUGAAGAGCUUAGCUUCUUUCACUAAACGUGGAAACGUGUAUUGA